UGCCCCAUCAUUGGUGUCAGUGGGAGGAAUAGUGCCCCAUCAUUGGUGUCAGUGGGAGGAAUAGUGCCCCAUCAUUGGUGUCAGGGGAGGAAUAGUGCCCCAUCGUUGGUGUCAGUGGGAGGAAUAGUGCCCCAUCGUUGGUGUCAGUGGGAGGAAUAGUGCCCCAUCAUUGGUGUCAGUGGGAGGAAUAGUGCCCCAUCGUUGGUGUCAGUGGGAGGAAUAGUGCCCCAUCAUUGGUGUCAGUGGGAGGAAUAGUGCCCCAUCGUUGGUGUCAGUGGGAGGAAUAG
This is a messenger RNA of Staurois parvus, 287 nucleotides long. Lineage: Eukaryota; Metazoa; Chordata; Amphibia; Anura; Ranidae. The record is from the annotation of a GenBank genome assembly.